AUGAAUGAAUUUCUCAAAAGAAAAUCAUCAAUAGACCAAUCAUCAUCACCAGUCCAAGAAAGUAAAGCCAAUGAUAAAGAAAGUGAUCCAUUAAAAGAAAGUCAUGUAGAACUAGAAGCCAUCUUGAAAGGUCUUCCAUCUGAUCCAGCUCUACGGCCUAAAAUCAAUUAUUAUCAUCCUAAUUAUAGCGAUGCAAUUCGAAGAUUUUACUUGCAAAAGAGUUCUUGCCAGCCUCAAAAUCAUGCAUUUCCACUGACAAAAUUUGGAAAAGGAUAUCGUCGAUUUAAUCCUGCUUGGUUUGAUGUGUAUGGCAAUUGGCUUGAGUAUAGUGUGACCAAAGAUGUUGCAUUCUGUUUGUAUUGUUAUCUUUUUAGACCUGCCAUUAUAAGCCAAGUUGGUAGUGACGCUUUCGUUAGUGAGGGAUUUUGUAAUUGGAAGAAACCAAAACGCUUUCAAAUUCAUGUUGGCCAGUCAAAUAGUGCUCAUAACCAAGCACGACAGAGUUGUGUGAAUUUAAUGAAUCAAAAGAUUGAAUACCGAACUCGCUUGACUGCAUCCAUUGUUUGCAUUAGAUUUAUUUUGCGUCAAGGGUUGGCAUUUCAGGGUCAUGCUGAAACUGAAGACUCGAAGAACCAAGGUAACUUUCUCGAUAUGAAUCUUAAAUUGAUAGCACCAGUGAUUCAGAAAGAUAUUGUGAAUACUGCGGCAAAUGAAACCACAAAAGCUACAUGUGAUCUUGGAGAUGACAUAUUUUUAGUUUUGAUUGAUGAGUCUCGUGAUGUGUCAAUUAAAGAACAAAUGGCUAUUGCCAUACAUUAUGUAGAUAAAAAGGGUCAUGUACUUGAGCGAUUUCUUGGCAUUGUACAUGUUAGUGACACAACUGCAGUAUCACUUCAGAUGGCUCUUGAGUCAUUAUUUUGUAACUAUGGAUUGAGUUUGUCAAGAUUACGUGGACAAGGUUAUGACGGGGCAAGUAAUAUGCAAGGAGAAUUUAAUGGUCUGAAAAGUUUGAUUUUGAGGGAGAAUGAAUAUGCUUAUUAUGUUCACUGUUUUGCUCACAAACUUCAGUUGACACUAGUAGUUGUUGCAAAAAAUCACAUUUCUGUUGCUUCGUUUUUCAGCUUGGUUACUAAUUUGAUAAAUGUUGUUGGAGGUUCAUGUAAGCGUCGAGACAUGCUUCGGGAGAGCCAAGUUAAUAAAUUUGUUGAAGCACUAGAAAUUGGUGAAGUUAGCAAGGGACGAGGUUUGAAUCAAGAGACAAGUCUAAAACGAGCUGGUGAUACACGUUGGGGCUCGUAUUAUUAUACAUUGAUCAACUUAAUCCUUUUGUUAUCCUCUGUGGGCGAUGUGCUUGAGGUUAUUGAAGAAGAUAGGUUAAAUCCUGAACAAAGGGGUGAAGCAUAUAUGCAACUUCAAGAACUUAACACUCGUUUCACUGAGGUUAGUACUGAGUUGCUUCUUUGUAUGGCAUGUUUAGAUCCAAGUAAUUCAUUCUCUGCUUUUGACAAACAUAAUUUGAUCUGUUUUGCCCAGUUUUAUCCAUCUGAUUUUUCUGUAUUUGAGUUGAUGGUACUUGAGAACUAG
Messenger RNA from Pistacia vera, 1584 nucleotides. RefSeq names its product zinc finger MYM-type protein 1-like. Lineage: Eukaryota; Viridiplantae; Streptophyta; Magnoliopsida; Sapindales; Anacardiaceae. The record is from RefSeq and is a predicted model, not a curated record.